This is a messenger RNA of Cucurbita pepo subsp. pepo (vegetable marrow), 990 nucleotides long. The record is from RefSeq and is a predicted model, not a curated record. NCBI's taxonomy places the organism in Eukaryota, Viridiplantae, Streptophyta, Magnoliopsida, Cucurbitales, Cucurbitaceae.
UUCCCACUCUGCUCUCUUCCCCCAUCUUUUCUAAAAUCUCCUCAGAAAUUACAUUCUUUUUCAUUUGUUCUUCGCAGUUUUGCAGACAGGGGAGCGCAUUCAAGUGUCAAACUCUCAGAUCAUAAGAAAACAGCUGGCCUUUGGCGAAGAGUAUCAAUUGAUGAAGAUGAUGGGCCAACACUGUUUCAUGAGGAGCACGUUCAGCAAUAAGCCCCCACACACCCAAAAGGAAUUAAAGAAGAAAAAAAGGAAACCAAACCAACUGAAAUCAUUACAAAGUAAACAAGGAAAGAUAAAAGAAACUAAACUAUGUGAUUCACAAUCACAAUGUCUCUUUACCGACACAAAGAACUCUGUUCAAUCUCAGUCAAAUUCUAACGAAAACUCCCAACCCUUUCGUUUUUCUUCUGUUUUUCCUUGUUUUGAAGGAAACCCAUCUCCAGAAAUGGGGAAAACUGGAACCAAGUUGCCAAGUUUCUGCCUGAACCGGAUCCGGCCUCACGUUCGAGUGCCUAUUCAGUCCAAAUUGGACUCUGUUUCUGUGAAAACCGGACCGAAGAAGGCUGAUGAUUGUGUAGAGGGUGGUGAGGUUGGAGCUAAGCCAGGGCUGGGAAAUGGAAGGAAGAUCAUGAUUGUGGUUGAUUCCACCAUUGAAGCUGAAGGAGCUCUAGGCGGUGGCGGUGGGGCAGUGGAGUAUUGCAUACAGAAUGCAAGCUGUAUGGCGAUUGCAGUGAGAAGGAAGAGCAAGAAAUUGGGUGGGUAUUUGAUCACGACAAAGCGACAAAAGGAUUUCUGGCUUUUGGCUUAAUUAAUUAGAAACCAAAAAUUGGUCUGAGUUGUGGUUUUGAACAUUGAAGGGUGUGGGUUGUAUAUAAUUGGCGGUGAUGAUUUGGGAAUCCUAUCUAUUAAUUGGUACAGCUUGAGUGUCCAAGAGUUUGGUCUAAUUUCUAAUUUCUUUAAUGGAUUGAUUUGGCUUCCUUCUUUUUUCCA